Ruditapes philippinarum (Manila clam) is the source of this 837-nucleotide messenger RNA. Its product is annotated as queuine tRNA-ribosyltransferase accessory subunit 2-like. Gene Ontology annotation, molecular function: pentosyltransferase activity. The annotation marks the transcript as partial. The record is from RefSeq and is a predicted model, not a curated record. The transcript is spliced from 7 exons. NCBI's taxonomy places the organism in Eukaryota, Metazoa, Mollusca, Bivalvia, Venerida, Veneridae.
UUAGACACUGAUGGGUUUGUGAAGCUACAGGAGGCUAUCUUACCAGAUAUAUUCCAGUGUAUGUCUGAUGGCGACACAGAUAAAACUAGCACAAGAAAAAGGGCAACCAAGGCUGUAGAUAGAACCCUGAACUUUUUAGAUGAUGUACUGGAUAAGAUAAACAAGUCAAAGAGACUGGGGAAGUCAGUAAUGUUUGGAAGCAUCGUCGGCGGUUACGAUCUUAAAGAGAGACAGAGAUGUACCCGAGAAACUGUUGCCAGGAAUGUUGAAGGUUUUGCUCUUGAGGGUUUUCAUGCAAUGGGACCAAAUGCAGAAGAUUUUGACUUGUCCGGGCCUGCAGAUCUUAUAUCUGAAAUAAUUAAAUUAUUACCGGAGGAGAAACCACGACUGAUGCAGAGUGUAUGGAGACCAGAUGCUGUACUUAAAGCUAUAGGGCUUGGCAUUGACAUGUUUGACUCAUCAUAUCCUUAUGUGGUGACGGAGAGGGGGCAUGCUCUUGUGUUCAAGUAUGAUUACAAAUAUAACCCAGAGGAACAGGACUGUAGCAUGCCAACCAGUCUGUCAAUAAAUGUCAAUGAUCAAAGAUAUGUGGAGGACUUCUCUCCCCUGUUGGCAGACUGUAAAUGCUAUGCAUGUGAAAAUUUUACCAAGGCUUACAUAAAUCAUUUACUAAAUACAUCUGAACUUCUGGCAUCAACAUUAUUAAUGAUACAUAAUUUUCACCACUAUUUUCAAUUCUUCAAGACAAUAAGAGAAGCUCUGGCAGAGAACAGAUUUCAAGACUUGCAAAUAUUAAUUGAAAAACAGACUCCAAUAAAGGAAGCAUCUUAAAAUUUA